AUCGGCAUUAUUUCAAUGAUACUGAUACUAUAGCUGAGUGAUAGUGACGGUUUUGUGUCUGGCGAAGUUGUGGAAACCGAUCGAGACGAGCUAGUUCAUAGAUGAAGUGCCGAAGUAAAACUUAUAGCCUAGUGUAGCAGAAACGGGAACCACUAACAAUGAAGUCUGACGGGAGGGAGGACUACCAACAAUUUUCUUCGGAGGGAAAUAAGACCGACACAUGGCGGAAAGUCUUAAUAUUUUUGGUCAUAUUAUGUAUUCUGGCUGCGUUGACGGCUGCACUGACAUUCCUAGGAAUUGCAGGAAGCAGGCCGAAACCAGACCACUGGGAAAAAUGUAGCGAUAACUGCAGCAUCAUUCUGGUGGAGAGCAUUCCUGCUAAUUUGACCUUUCCACCUGGCUCCCCAUCCCAUGUGUCAACGUUUGAUACCUGGAUGAAGCUCAUCAACAUCGCCACUAAAUCCAUUGAUAUCGCUUCAUAUUAUUGGACUCUUAAUGGGAAGGAUAUCUACGUAGACCCAACAGACAAACAGGGAGAGGAGGUGUACGCUGCACUGCUGAAUGCUGGGACGAAACGGGGAAUAACCAUCAGGAUAGCACAGAACGAACCUAAUAAAUACACCGAUGACAAUGACACACGGAGUCUGCAGGAGGCCGGCGCUGCACAGGUACGCAGCCUGGACUUCAAUCAGCUGAUUGGUAGCGGCAUACUCCACACCAAGCUAUGGAUUGUGGACCAAAAGCACGUCUUCGUGGGCAGUCCGAACAUGGACUGGCGGUCAUUGACACAGGUCAAGGAGUUAAGUGUAGCAUUUUUCAACUGCAGCUGCGUCGGUGAGGAUGCUGCCAAGCUUUUUGAGGUGUACUGGACACUGGGUGAACCGGGAGCCAAGGUACCCAGCAACUGGCCCAGCAACUACAGCACACCAUACAACAUGAUGACUCCUAUGCAGAUAAAGGCCAAUGAGUCGGCCACUGACGUGUAUUUCUCGAGUUCACCACCUCAGUUUUGUCCUGAUGGACGGACAAACGACAUCGAUGCAAUUCUUGACGUGAUGGACAAAGCCGAGCAAUUUAUCCACAUUGCAGUCAUGGAGUACUACCCUUUCUUAGCCUUCGGUGACCAUCCGCAAUUUUGGCCGCUUAUAGAUGAUAAGCUUCGCAGCGCAGCAUGGGAUCGUGGUAUAUCAGUGCGGCUUCUUGCAAGCUCAUGGGAGCACACCAACAAGGAGAUGUUUGGAUUUCUACAAUCGCUGGCUGUGCUCAACAACACUGGCAAGAUGGAUAUUGAAGUGAAAGUCUUUGUAGUACCGGCAACCCCAGCCCAGGCCAAAAUCCCCUAUGCAAGAGUGAACCACAACAAGUACAUGGUCACGGACAAGCAAGCCUAUAUAGGUACAUCAAACUGGAGUGAGGAUUACUUUGUAGCUGAUGGUGGAGUAGGUGCCAUCAUAAAUCAAACGUCGUCCUCUGCUGCAGGGAUGGAGAGUGCCCAGAAUAACUUCAGGCAGCAAGUGGCUGACGUGUUUGAGCGGGAUUGGAACUCGGACUAUGCCACAUAUGUUAUAUAAAUUAUAUAAAACUGAAUAGUGCCCAAUAACAGGUGGUUUAGGUAAUGUGCCAUAAGUUUCGAAAUCAUUCAGCCCACAUCAAGUUGUAUCUGGUAUGCAAAUGAUACAUGUUUAUUGUUAUACCAUAGUACUAGAUAAAUAAAUAUUAAUUAGUUAUUUUCAAUAGCCACUGGAUGUACCUUUUGCAAAAAUCACUCAAUCAUGCCCAGGGUAUCAAGAUGUAUUACUAUACCUCAUACAUAUUCAUGAUUGAAAGCCGAUUGGUCCAUUCACCGUCACGUGCCAGAUGCCAUUUUUGCUGUAAACAAAGCUAGUGCGCACGUAUUCAUACACAGGGUAAAUACGCAUGCGUAGUACACUUUCGCAUGGGUUUUAUACUACGCAUGCGCUUUACGAAGCAAUCAUGGAACUGUCGCACGGGUGUAAUACGCAUGCAUGAGCAUCGCCCGAACUAGCUACACAUGAAAAUAUGACGGCAUAGCGUCACACGUAGCAUUUUCCGCAAUUGGAGAAUAUUGUGGACAAUAAAGAUGUCUCCUGUACUAAUUUUUUUCCCCACAAUACGGUAUAAACUCUAAGGAGCGGCUACUGUAUUUGCAAACAAACUGAACUUUAAUUUCCGAGGUUGAGUAAUAAUAUUGUGGCGGUUGUACCGACAGCAACCCUGAGUCAUCCUGAGAAGGCGUUGGGACUUCCCCCUGUUUUGUGGCAUUCUACCGCCAGGCACAGCACGGGAACAAUUGUAUUUGCGGGUGGCUCUGUCUGCAGCACUCGUGCAAGCACACGCGGGAACAGGGUAGGGGAGGACAAUGGGGCACUUUUAAAUCACACAAGGGACUCGUCUCUGUAGGUUGACAUUCAUUUGUUAUUAUCUACUCAGGCGGACUGUAAAUCAUCUAGGCCUUAACAGGUGUUUGUCACCUUCCCAGGUGCCUCCCUCUUCACAGGUGCGAGUUUCCUAAACAGGUGCCAGUUCCCGCUACAGGUUCUUAAUCUUUCCCACUACCUUAAUGUUUACUCACCACUAAGGCCUCACUACAUAUUCCCCUCAUCAACUGACUGAAGUAACACCGGUACCCUGAUAACUUCUCCCGGUUAGUCGCUUCACUUACGUGCACAGCUACCUACCACAACUAAACUGCACGGGCAAGGGACUGUCAGUAAACACGAUGCACUAUUUGUAACGGAACUGAACCGUGACUCUUGAAGAACUGUGUCUAAUGAGGAACUGCAUCGCUGAGUGCGCUAAGGCGCAUUAUGUGCAUCAGCCCUGGCUGACAUCUAUAGGUUCUUGUCUAUUUAACAACUAUGCUAGCCCCUGGCUACCACUGAUCAAACUGCUAUUGCGCUACACAGCCGAGCCUUAAGUUUCGGUCAGUCCCUUGACCGAUUAAACUUACAAAACUCUAAAAGCAAUACAGUUUGCGUCUUAUAAGGUGCACAAUAUUUGUCCUUAACAAUAUUAAACUUUUAAAAGGUAUAAACAAAAAAAUUUGAAGCUGGAAAACUCUCAUAACAUAUAACUUUUAAAACUUUAUACUUCUACAAAACUUUAGAAACUUCUAAGGUGCAAACACUUGAAUAACUUAUAUAAAUUAUGCAGUAUAAACAAUAAAACCUCUAAGGGUUCAUGAGAAGGUGUAAUAAGCUGGA
Patiria miniata (bat star) is the source of this 3224-nucleotide messenger RNA. It is a transcript of the gene pld3, whose product is annotated as 5'-3' exonuclease PLD3-like. The transcript has 9 exons. The record is from RefSeq and is a predicted model, not a curated record. Gene Ontology annotation, molecular function: catalytic activity. The coding region runs from base 159 to 1571 and encodes 470 amino acids. Lineage: Eukaryota; Metazoa; Echinodermata; Asteroidea; Valvatida; Asterinidae.